Messenger RNA from Equus quagga, 1866 nucleotides. RefSeq names its product cationic amino acid transporter 4-like. NCBI's taxonomy places the organism in Eukaryota, Metazoa, Chordata, Mammalia, Perissodactyla, Equidae. Gene Ontology annotation, molecular function: amino acid transmembrane transporter activity. Gene Ontology annotation, biological process: amino acid transport; transmembrane transport. The record is from RefSeq and is a predicted model, not a curated record. Gene Ontology annotation, cellular component: plasma membrane.
AUGGCCCGGGGGCUGCCCAGCACCGGCAACCUAGCAUGCUUCUGCCAGAAGCUGAACCGGCUGAAGCCACUGGAGGAGCCCACCACAGAGACGUUGCCGCAGCGCCGCCUGACCACACUGCAGCUGACCCUGCUGAGUGUGGGUGGCAUGGUAGGCAUGGGUAUCUAUCUAAUCACUGGCUCUAUGGCCAAGGAGAUGGCCGGCCCUGCGUUGCUCAUGUCCUUUGGCGUGGCUGCCAUGGCCUCCCUGCUGGCAACCUUAUGCUACGUGGAGCUUGCAGUGCAUGUGCCCUGUGCUGGAAUAUUCUACCUGUUCACCUACAUGUCCAUGGGUGAGCUGUGGGCCUUCCUCAUCAGCUGGAAUGUGCUCUUUCAGUGCCUAACUGGUGGCGCUGCCAUGGCCCGCAUCUGCAGCGCCUACCUGGAUGCCAUCUUUAGCCAUCGCAUCCAAAGCUUCACCGUCACCCACGUGGGCAUCUGGCAGGUGCUUCCAGACUUCUUGGCUGCUGGCUUUGCACUUUUGGCCUCCUUAUUCAUCUCCUGUGGAGGUUGUAUCUCUUCCUGGCUCAACCAGGUGGACAUCUUCUCUGCCAUCAACCUGGUCGUCAUCCUCUUCAUCAUCAUCCUGGGGUUUGUCCUGGCCCGCCUGCACAACUGGAGCACUGAGGAGGGUGGCUUUGCACCCUUUGGUUUCCCCAGCAUCAUGGCUGGUGCCGCCACCUGUUUCUAUGCCUUUGAGGGUUUUGGUGUCAUUGCUGCCUCCAGCAAGGAGGCCCAGACACCAAAGCGAGCUGUACCUAUGGCCAUCACCAUCUCAGUUGGUGUAGUGGCUGGUGCCUACAUCCUCGUCUGCACUGUGCUCACCCUCAUGGUGCCCUGGCACAGCCUGGACCCUGACUCAGCAUUCACAGAUGCCUUCCACCAGCGAGGCUAUAGCUGGUCAGGCUUCUUCAUUUCUGCUGGCUCCAUCUGCGCCAUGACCAGUGUCCUGCUCAGAAUUCUCCAUUUCCUGCCACAAACAACGUAUGCCAUGGCCAUCGACGGGCUCAUCUUCCAGGUGUUUGCCCACGUGCACCCCCGGACCCAGGUGCCUAUGGUGGGCAUCCUGGUCUUCAGGGUACUCAUGGCUUUCCUGGCACUACUGCUAGACCUCCAGGCACUUGUCCGGUUCCUGUCCAUUGGUGCACUGCUGGCCUAUACAUUUGUGGCCACCAGCAUUAUCGUGCUACGCUUCCGAAAGCCUCCUCCAUCCAGUUCUCAGGACCCAGGCAGCUCUGUGGGCACAGAGCAGGCCUCAGCCCCUGAGCCCGGGAAGGUGCGACCAGCCCUGAGGCCCUACCUUGGCUUCCUGAGUGGGUGCAGGCCUGGAGCCGCUGUGACUUGGGCGCUCAGUGUCCUGGUGGUCUCAGCCACCACCCUGGACUGCGUGCUGGUCUUCAGGAACUGGGCCCUGCACCUCCCGCCCUGGGGCUACACCCUGCUGCUCCUAUUCAGCUCCACCAUGUUUCUGCUCAGUCUCCUCGUCCUGGGGGCCCACCAGCAACAGCGUCACCAGUACACCUUUCAGGUUUCCCUGGUGCCCUUGACGCCCACCCUGAGCAUCUUCCUCAAUGUCUUCCUCAUGCUGCAGAUGAGCUACCUGACCUGGCUGGGCUUCUCCAUCUGGCUGCUGAUCGGACUCGCGGUGUAUUUUGGGUAUGGCAUCUGGCACAGCAAGGAGAACCAGUGGGAGCAGCCGGGGUUGAUGGCCACAUGCUACGUGCUGUUCCCCAGCAGCAGCUUGGAGGUGACGGUGCAGGCCGUGCAGCCCCCGAGUCAGGCACCAGCCCAGGAUCCUGGUCACACAGGGAAGCCCCCCAGUCCAUGA